Molecule: messenger RNA, 5870 nt
Organism: Rhagoletis pomonella (apple maggot)
Lineage: Eukaryota; Metazoa; Arthropoda; Insecta; Diptera; Tephritidae
Gene: Syp
Product: heterogeneous nuclear ribonucleoprotein R
Exons: 13
Coding region: 2870-4951 (693 amino acids)
Cellular component (GO): ribonucleoprotein complex; nucleus
Molecular function (GO): mRNA binding
Source: RefSeq, a predicted model, not a curated record
AAGAAAAUAAAAGCGCAAACUAUAAAGAAAAAUGAGUGAGAACAGCAACGAAGUGACAAUCGAAGAUAAUAAUUAAAAAAGAAAAUAACAAAGUUGUUUCGUCUGAAACGAAGCGAAAAAAAAAUAAUCGCAGUGCUAGCAAUUGAAGAAUAUUAAACUAUUUAACCAAAUAAUAACAUACUAUAAUAUCAACGACUAUAUAAACAACAACAAUUCACAGUUUGUUUACUCGAAAACGCCGUUAAUUAGCUGUACAAAAAGGCGCAAAGGCAACGCGUGCUUAGGUUGUGAAAGCUUGGAACAAAAAAGCUGAUUGUUUUACGGAAAAUGAUAAGGGAAUGUAUCAACGCUUUUGUAUAUAGUGCGGUGCCCUUAGAACGUCGAAAAACUUAGCGAAUAAAUAUAAGCUACGGAAAGUAAAUUUGGAUUGCUAAAAACUUUUGGAUGUUUUUAUAAAACACUGCGUAGAAAACAAAGUAAAAAAAACCAAUUUACGAAAAAAUUAUCAGCAAAAUCUGCUUCCGAAAUCGUUUAAACUUUAAACAACUAUAUUGUGCCUAAAACGUAUUUCUAUAACUGCAUAACUAUAGAGAGAUUUCUUCAACGUAGACUACAAAUUGAUUUUUGCCGCAACUUGAUACGCUUACAACGCAUUUAGAAGAAACAAUUUUCGAAGAAGUAAAUUUAACUUUGCCAGGCAACAACAACGCCUAUUACAUACUACAUACUCGUAAAUCAGCAGCGCUGCAAAGUUACACCUUUCUAAACUAAUCUCUACAGCCAACCCGAACGCAACGGAGUUAAAAGCAAAGGCGUCAAAAAGUGCAAGACGGCUAAAAGGAGUAAUUGUUUAGAGCAAAUAACAACAACUUCUGAAACAAAUUUUCUUCCAUAGCAACAAGCGAACGAUCAUACUGCUGACGAGCAGACACCAAAAGCUCCAUUAUACAUACAUACAAACAGCUCCAUUCACACACCUACUUUGUCCUGCUCUUUCUCUGGCGCGACCUCUUUGUCACUCUCUCUCUCUCUCUCUCUCUCUCGCACACACACAACACAUAGCGCUCCAGCCGUUGCACGCAUUGCAAUAUUGCAGAAAAACUGCAUUGACUAGAUUGCAAUUUAGAAUCGACUCGUUGCAAGUUCGUGACUUGUGUUCGUGACAAACACCAACCAGCACAUACUCGCCUAGAUACCCCUGACGAGUAAACUGCAAUCAUCAAAAUCGGUAGUGUGAAUAGGUCGUAGAGCAGAGUUAACGAAAUAGAAAAGCAAAAGUAAAAACAACAACGACAGCUUUAACGACUGCUGUACUAAUCGUAUUAAUCAUCACUACGACAACAACGUCCACAAAACCAGCAAGAUUAAUUGCUGAUGCGACGCUCGACGCCGGAAAGCAGUGUUUAGUACCAACCAACAUUCGCAUGAUCGGCUAACGAACGGCACUGCAAUAUAAAUUGCAUCGUCGUCGUUGCAUUCGAUUGCAUAUUUUUUGUGUUCGUAUUGAGCGCACGCUCUCAACUAGAUUUGCAUUCUAUCUACGUUUCACAACGGAAACCGGUCCCACAACAAAUAAGCCGGCAACCACCAUCACCAUCAUCAUCACAACCAUAACCACAACCACAACCACAACCACAACCACAACGACAUAUUCGAGUUUGAUCACUGCAUUGUGAAUCAAUUGCAUACAUACUGGGCGCGCGCACUUAGCCGCUCUGAGAAGAAGCCGCUCGCUCGGUUGCAUUACAUUGCACGAUCGAUUGUAAGACGAAAAAGUGCAUCCGAUUCAACGGUUUUUUGCGGAUUUGAAUUGGACGUCGAUGGUGUUGGCCCAACAACGAAUCAUUCUGUCAGUCAGUUUGCAAAUAAGCAGCGGGAGCAAAGAGCGCUAACGACGGCAGGCGCGCACGAGAAUCAAAAUUAACAAAAAAAACCUAAAACCUAAAAAGAAAUUGGCAGUUACAUUAUCAACAAAAAAAAGGAGAAGGUGAAAAUCGAAACAACAGAGCUUUGGAAAGUCAAAAACUGGAAAACUAAGAAGGAAAACUAAAUUUAUACGCAACAGCCAAGUGCAACGACGUCCACACUUAUUGCAGGCAACGAGCUUCAGCAGCAGUACAGCCGCAGUAACUAGUAGCAGCCCGAAGAGCAGCAACAGCAGCAGCAAUAGCACCAGCAGAGUCAUCCCAAUGCAUUUGCUUUAACUUGACGAUCCGUGACGUGUUCCCUCCUUGCACAAGUAGUAGCCAUCAUUGUUCCAGAUUCGCGUUUCGUUUCGUGUGAUCGCCGCGUGGCAACGUGCAGUUCGCAAACUGAAAAAUCAGACAAAAAACGUGUUCAAAGUGCUUAGAAGUAGUAGUGUGUGUUGAACUUUUAAGGAUUGAGUACGACCAACAAAAAGAAAAAAAAGAAACACAAAUUAAUUAACAAAAAACUCGAAAAAAACUAGAGAAAUUCAAACAAUUUUGUGGUUUUGAAAAUUAGACGUGUCAAAGCAACAAAAGCCACCACAAAAAAAAAAAAAACAAAGAGAAAAAACCAUCAACGUGUUCUUUUAGUGAAAUUUUAUACAUUUGUUUGAAUAUUUCUGUGUGAAUUACUCGUUUUUGUUUUUGUUUUAGUUUUAUACUAUUUGUUACAUACUACUACACACAUCACAUAAAUAUAAACACACACACACACACACACAUAAUAAAAAAAAUCCAAAAACCAAGCAAAACUUUUUUGGUGGUGUUUCUUCGUGCCUACACAUUAUUAGCUCACUAGGAUCAGCAGUAUAUAAGGAUUACAACGACAACAACAAAAACGACCGCAAGUCUAUCUACAUUUUCGUACGUGCAUUAAGGAUAUUUCAACACUAAAAUUUAAAAUGGCGGAAGGCAAUGGCGAACUGGUGGAGGACAUCAAUCAAAAAUCAGAAGAUCGCGGGGAUGGUGAAAGAACGGAAGAUUACCCAAAACUCUUGGAAUAUGGCUUAGAUAAAAAAGUUGCCGGCAAACUCGAUGAUAUUUACAAAACAGGUAAAUUAGCGCAUGUAGAAUUAGAUGAGCGCGCACUCGAUGCGCUCAAAGAGUUUCCGGUUGAUGGUGCCUUGAAUGUAUUGAGUCAGUUCCUCGAAUCAAAUCUGGAGCAUGUAUCGAAUAAGUCUGCGUAUUUAUGUGGUGUUAUGAAAACCUACAGACAAAAAAGCCGCGCCAGCCAACAGGGAGUGCCAGCGCCAGCGGCCACAGUUCCAGUUAAGGGACCGGAUGAGGAGAAAAUCAAAAAAAUUCUCGAAAGAACUGGCUACUCCUUAGAUGUGACCACUGGUCAGCGCAAAUAUGGUGGACCGCCACCCAAUUGGGAUGGUCCAACACCCGGCAAUGGCUGCGAAGUUUUCUGUGGGAAAAUUCCAAAAGAUAUGUUUGAGGAUGAAAUUAUACCGUUAUUCGAGGAAUGCGGUACAAUAUGGGACCUCAGACUAAUGAUGGAUCCGAUGACGGGUACAAAUCGUGGAUAUGCAUUUGUUACCUUCACGACGCGUGAAGCAGCCUCAAAUGCCGUACGACAGCUCGAUAAUCACGAAAUAAAACCUGGCAAGUGUCUAAAAAUUAACAUUAGCGUACCGAACCUGCGCCUAUUUGUAGGCAACAUACCCAAGUCGAAAGGCAAAGAGGAGAUAUUAGACGAAUUUGGUAAAUUAACAGCUGGCCUUAUUGAAGUGAUUAUCUACAGUUCACCAGAUGACAAGAAGAAAAAUCGUGGAUUCUGCUUUCUCGAAUACGAGUCACACAAAGCUGCAUCGCUGGCAAAACGAAGACUUGGUACUGGUAGAAUUAAGGUUUGGGGAUGUGAUAUCAUUGUCGACUGGGCCGAUCCGCAAGAGGAACCAGACGAGCAAACAAUGUCAAAGGUUAAAGUCUUGUACGUGAGAAAUUUGACACAGGAUGUUAGUGAGGAGAAAUUAAAGGAGCAAUUCGAGCAAUUUGGCAAAGUUGAACGCGUCAAGAAAAUCAAAGACUAUGCCUUCGUACAUUUCGAGGAUCGUGAUAGCGCCGUGAUUGCAAUGCGCGGUCUCAAUGGCAAAGAGAUCGGUGCUUCCAAUAUUGAGAAUGCUUCGCGUUUGCAGGUGUCGCUUGCCAAGCCACCAUCGGAUAAGAAGAAGAAGGAGGAAAUCCUACGCGCUCGCGAACGUCGCAUGAUGCAAAUGAUGCAAGGACGUCCCGGUCUGGUCGGCUAUGAACAAUUAUCUCCAUACAGAAACUUGUCGCCUACACACCCCAACAUGAUGUCCUUAGCUACGCCAAUGCGCCUGCCAGGUGGUCCACGAAUACCGCUGCGCGCACCAAUUCCGCGCGAUUACGAUUAUGAUUACGACCUUUAUGGUUAUUCGGAUUAUCGUGGCGGCUACAAUGAAUCCUAUUACGACGAUUUUUAUCGCACCUAUGAUGGAGAGUACUUCUUUGAUUAUCCACCGAGCGGUGUAGCACCAUUUCCAACUGGUGGACCCGCUGGUGGACUGCAGAGAACGGCCAGAAACAAUGUGGGGGUUGGUCGUGGACGUGGAAUCACGGCCACGCGUGGCCGAGCCGUUGGGCUCCGUGGCAACAUCAGCCGUCAGGGGGCCCCUCAAGCGGCGGCGGCGGCGGCGGCGGUGGCGGCGGCGGCGGCGGUGGCAGUUCAGCGGGGGGCCACCGCUCAGGGGGCUCAGGCAGCAACCGGGGGGGUCCGUGGGGUGGGACAAGUGCGUCCCAGCGCUCGUGGCACCCAGCACGCCAAGCCGCUACAAAAUUUACCAGUAGUCGGUAAACGUAAAUUUGAUGGUGGUCACCAAAAUCCUGCAGAUAUUAAGCGACGUUACCCAAGCGGUUUAAUCGGCAAUGGCAGUUGGGGCAGUAUACCGUUACCACAACAACCACUUGGCACUAAUGGCGAGCAAUGGUACACAGAUACUUUUCCAGCAUGGAGUUAAACAACAACAGCAGCAACAAAAACAAAAAAAAAACAAUAAAGCAACAACAACAACAACAAUAAACAACAACCAUAAAAAACAGCAAAAAUACUUGUAAAAAAACUGCAUACCUAUGACAACAAUAUUACAACUGCAUAUUACUUACCCCGGCGCAAUAACAACAAUAGCAGCAAUUUGAACAGCGUUUAUAUAGGAGUAUAUGCAUAGAUAUAGCGCACGUUUAAUAAUAUACAGAAGUAUGUAUUUCAAAAUUUUAAUUUUAUGGGAAAACGCAAUCAAAGUUUGAUCAGUUCAUACAAAAGACAGAUGGAAAGACACAUAUCUUCGCCAUUUUUGGGAAGUUUAGUCAUCUUUUAGGCAGAGCAUAUUCUCCCCAAGAAGCUUAUUAAUUGUGUGUUGAAAUCUCCAAAAACAUAAAUUUUGAAUUACAUCUCUAUAUUAUCAAAAGUGCGAUAUAUGUAGCCGCAACAAAAACAACCGCAGUAACAAAAUUCAAAGAAAAAAAAAUGCACUUUCUUGCAAAAUAUGUAUACAUACAUAUAUACAUAUAUAUGUGAAAUGCAAGGAGAGCGCGAGGCCAAUAGCCAAAAUAUGUAGUCAUGAAGCAGCAACAACAACAAUAAUAAUUACAACUAAAAUACAUACAUUAUUUACUCGUUAAGCAUAAAAAGCAGUGAAAUGAAAAAUGCAAAUACAACAACACCAAAUCAAUUAGAGAGGAAAGAAAAAAGAAAAAAAGGGUCAAAUAUUGACAAAAUGUAAUAACAUAAAUGAAGGAUGAACGUUCAUAGAGCAAAAAAGUACAUAGAAAAAAAUAUAAGGAUAAAUAAAAACCAUUAAAAAUUAGUUCAGGAAUUUACCGUUGGGAGAAAUUUUCUUUUUGAAGCCCUAACAAUGCAAUUUCAACAUCAUCCGCGGG